AUGUACUGUAAAUGCAGCACUAUAAGACCAGCUACAUCCUACACAAGUCCAGUUGAAGAGCACUAUGAUGAUUUCAAAGCAGGUAUGAAGCAGCGCGCUUCGGCUUCUAGCCUUAGUUCUCCCCCUCCGAAACCCACUUACCCUCGAGAAGAAAGCCCGGCUGUCGGAUACCCCCCACACUUCUGCCGCCGCCGAGACCGCCACCACCGGCCAUCUUCGCGCGGGCGCUGCUUUCGUUUCACACCAUCGCGCCGAUCAGUCUUUUUUUCUCGCUCUGGCCCAGGCGCCGUCUCAGAGGUCCAGUUACAGCACACUAGGCCUCUCCCCUCGGCCUGCGCCCGCCACCGCCGCCUCCUUGCCUCCUCCGGCCGACUUCGCAGCGACUGGCUGGAGGCGCGGGUGGGAUGGGGGAUGGCUGCUCACGGGCCCCUCACCGAGCCGGAGGCCCCUCACCCGGCCAGGCCUACGGAGCGCGAGAGGAGGCGAACGCCCGAGAGGGAAGCGACGCCGGGUUCCUUCUCUUCACCCGCCUCCCUUUAUUGUGUUCGGCGACACCAGCAGCCUCUCAGCCGCUCGUGGGAAACAAGAGAGGAAGAAGAGGCCGCCGCAGUCUCGCGGCGGGCUCGCUCUGGCCGCUACGCCGCCUGCCACCCAAAGGCGGGGCGGGAAGGACGAAUGAACCCAACCCAGCCAGGCUGCUCCUCGCCGCCGCCGCCACCCUUCCCCCUCCCGGCUGCAGGAUCUCGCGGCUGUGCGGCGGCCAACGCUUUCGCCUCCUCGCCGCGUUCUCCUCAGACCUCGGCGGUGUCCCCGAGAUCACGUCCCACCGAUCAGUACGCGACCACCACCGUGUUUCUUUCCGCUUCUUUGGGGGCUCGCUCCCUCCCAAAGGCCAGCCCUGAAACGUACACAGAGAAAGAAGGUGUAGCUAAUUUGACAACGAACCCAACACCUCUGUCCCCCCCCCCCCCGCACCCAUGUUUAAAAUGGCCGCAGUUGCAUGAAGCUGUCCCUGGCUGUUUGGCUGCCUUCUCUCCCAUCUUACCUCCUAAGCUCUAGAGAAAGCCACCGAAGAAGGGAAGCGAGGGAUAGUUGGGGUCAUUUACUUCGAAAUUGCUUAGGGAGGAUAUAGGGAGUGCAUGGACAAAUAUAUUUAGAACUCCCUUCUCAAGUCAUUAGCAUCAGAGAUAUUUUUUUUUAUCAAACUCUCUGAAUAGCUCAUUAUUAUUUUUAUCAUGCACAUAUUUGAUAGCAUAAAGCUUUCCUUCGCAACCAAGGAAACGGGUUGGCAUGCUUUCUGAUAAUAAUUGUAUAAAAAUGUAAUGUAUAUGUAAAAGAAAUUGCUGACAGUUUCAAAUGUAAUGUGAGCAAUAAAUUCCAUAAUUUGCCCUGAGGCUCCUUUUGUUAAUGGACGGCUCUAGGUAAAUGUGUAGCAUCACAAUCUCAAAUAAUAUGACCAUUCUUCGUUAUUCUAGACACAGUCUUGAUGAGUCCUGUAUUGUGCAGCCAUAGAAGAAAACAUGAA
Python bivittatus (Burmese python) is the source of this 1525-nucleotide messenger RNA. NCBI's taxonomy places the organism in Eukaryota, Metazoa, Chordata, Lepidosauria, Squamata, Pythonidae. The record is from RefSeq and is a predicted model, not a curated record.